Gilbertella persicaria is the source of this 417-nucleotide messenger RNA. RefSeq lists its product as uncharacterized. The transcript has a single exon. The annotation marks the transcript as partial. The record is from RefSeq and is a predicted model, not a curated record. NCBI's taxonomy places the organism in Eukaryota, Fungi, Mucoromycota, Mucoromycetes, Mucorales, Choanephoraceae.
AAAAGAACAAUACAGCCUAGGCCAACUAAAGCCUCCAUGCUAAGACUACAAAAACAACAAGGCUCAGGCCUUGUCACAGCACAAGAAGCACCUACCAAAAAGCCAGAAACACACGUUUCUACAGCCACGUCAUCGCGUUCCAAGAGCACAGUUGGAGCCACAGAAGGUGUCAAGGCUUUUAUGGCUCAACAACGAGCUCGUUUAGCCAAAUCAAAUACGGUCGAGCAAGAGCCCAAAAAACGACAGAACAAUUUUAUGACAGGUGCUGAGCGCUAUGGUGGCAAAACUGACCGAGACGAGGCAUCACAGACCAACACAAGAAAGAUACAAGUCGUGAUAAAACAAGCUAAAUCGUCCGGAAAACUAAAUAUCUCGAGCAGGGGAUUGACAAAGAUACCAGAAGAAGUGUUGAAUAUG